Hyalella azteca is the source of this 1541-nucleotide messenger RNA. Its product is annotated as alpha-methylacyl-CoA racemase. The transcript has 9 exons. The record is from RefSeq and is a predicted model, not a curated record. NCBI's taxonomy places the organism in Eukaryota, Metazoa, Arthropoda, Malacostraca, Amphipoda, Hyalellidae. Gene Ontology annotation, molecular function: catalytic activity. The coding region runs from base 56 to 1327 and encodes 423 amino acids.
GUUAAAUUUAAAUAAGAGCCUGCACAAUCACAUUUUUAUCAAAUAUAUUUAGCAAAUGUCAUUCAUGAUGACCUCGUCAAGAGCUCCGCUGAGUGGAAUUCGGGUGUUGGAAUUUGCUGGGUUAGCUCCUGGACCGUUUUGUGGCCGCAUUCUCAGUGAUUGGGGUGCAUCUGUUGUCAGAGUGGAUAAGCCCAAUGAUGUUGAUAUGGACCGUCUUUCUGCUGGCAAGAGAAGCAUCAUUGUUGACAGCAAGAAGCCUGAAGGGAAGCAAGUUCUUGUUAAACUUGCCAAUGUUUCUGAUGUCCUCAUUGACCCAUUCAGACCAGGCGUGUUAGAACGUCUGGGACUUGGACCCAGUGAACUGCACAUCAGCAACCCUGGCCUCAUCUACGCUAGGAUGAGUGGCUACGGACAAACUGGCCCUUAUCGCUCCCGUGCUGGACACGACAUCAAUUAUGUUGCACUCUCCGGAAUGCUGUCAGUGCUGGGACACAAGGAGUCUCGGCCAUGCCCUCCCAUCAACUUGCUGGCAGAUUUUGCAGGGGGCGGCCUUAUGACGGCGUUUGGGGUGGCAAUGGCCUUGCUGCACCGCAACAAGACUGGUGAAGGCCAAGUGGUGGACUGCAGCUUGACUGAGGGCGCGGCCUACACCAGCUCCUGGGUUUACAACGCUCAGGAUUUGUCCUUCGUCUUCGGCAAGCCUCGGGGCGAGAACUUGUUAGAUAGCGGGUCACAUUUUUAUGACACGUUUGAAACCGCGGACGGCCGGCACAUGGCAGUCGGGGCUCUGGAGCCGCAGUUCUACCAGCAAUUCAUCCAAAAACUGGGACUUGAAAUCGAAAACGUGCCUCAGUUCGGAGACUCUGAUGCCUUGAAGGCCGUUGUCGAGGCGCAGUUCAAGACCAAAACAAUGGAGCAGUGGACGAAGGUAAGGUUACUCCAAUGCAUUCAAAUAAAAAUAAUAAAAUGGUAUUCUCAUGGUCAUUUAGUUAUACUCCACCUAAAGGAAACCAUGCAGCAGUGGACGAAGGUACGUUAUAAUCCAUCUAAAGGAAACCAUGCAGCAGUGGACGAAGGUACGCCCAUGUGCGCUGGCUGCUCUGAUGACGGCACAUUGUCCGAGACUACAUUGAGUUCUGUUUAUAUGGGCAGACUUUCUGCGUCACCUGCCCCAGGCAGGGCGGAGGGAAGCCGCUACCCCGUGGCGGGGCAGCACAGCGAAGAAGUGCUACGCGAGCUCGGCUUCUCUGCGGCGGAGCAACAGCAACUGCUGAGCUGUGGGGCGGUCGUUAGCGCCGAGCAGCCCGGCCACUCCAGCAAACUCUGACGAGGAGGCUUGAAAUCUUCCAGCUAGUUAACCCUUUACCGCCUGACAUGAGUAACAGGAGGGAUAUUGUCACAAGCCUACUGCCCAAAAAUGAUACGUGCUUGUGAGCGCAAAAUGACUUGCACUGAUGGUUGCCGGCACGUACGACAACUUUAAGAUGUUCUUUGUUGCGUACAAACGUCCUCAGGUUGUUGCACUCGAUAGUUUACGUAUG